Molecule: messenger RNA, 3117 nt
Organism: Lodderomyces pseudojiufengensis
Lineage: Eukaryota; Fungi; Ascomycota; Pichiomycetes; Serinales; Debaryomycetaceae
Exons: 1
Coding region: 1-3117 (1038 amino acids)
Biological process (GO): regulation of transcription by RNA polymerase II
Cellular component (GO): chromosome
Molecular function (GO): chromatin insulator sequence binding
Source: RefSeq, a predicted model, not a curated record
AUGACAACCAUCCAAAGUGAUAAUCUUAAAGAUAAUACACAGAAGGUGACUCUCCUGGAUUUAUUAUUCGUACCACCGUUAAUUUGUUUUAAAUGUGGCUUUGCUCAUGAAUAUGUAACCACCUUAGUUAAACAUUUACAAGAAUACCAUGAUUGUGAAAAUUUAGUACCUCCAAUAAUAGAUAGUGGGAAAUAUAUAUGUGCAAUUUGUGAUCUAGAAUUUAUUGAUGAGGCUGCUUAUUUACUUCAUGAAAAAACUCAUUAUGAGAAUGUCUCAAAAAAAAAUCUUCUGGAGGAUGAAAUGAAAGCCAAACGGGAGCAGCAUCUUGCUAUUGGUUCUGUGGUAGACGUUCCUGAGGCAGUUUUAAAAAAAGGAAAACUUUAUUGUCAGCUGAGACAUGAUGACGUAAAUGCCACCGUCUGUUCCCUUAAAUUCAGAUCCCCUGCAAAAUACAGACAGCAUUGGUAUCAUACCCAUUAUCGAGUUGAUUGUGAUCAUUGUGGUAAAAAUGUGCUAUUCCAAAAUUUAAAAAAACAUCAACAAACGAUCAAUUGUGGUAAAGUUGAACAACUGGAACAAUUUAUAUGCAGAAAAUGUAAGAAGUCGUUAUUUGAUAAAAAAUCGUUGGUUUAUCACGAGGUGGCUUGUGAUCCACUGAAAAUUGUUAAGACUAAAAAGCAACGUUGUGGUUUAUGCAAUUUGGAAAUUGCAGAAGGAUCAGAAGCUUUGGAAAGACAUCAACAAUCAGUUCGAUGUAAAAGGUUAAGCAAUAGACCAUUGGAAGAAUUUCAUUGUGCUUUAUGCAAAAAAGUGACCAAUACCAAAAGAGGUCUUACCACUCAUUACAAAAACCAGCAUAAUAACGAGCAAAACAAGAAAAAAUCGGUUGAACAACAUGUAAAUGAAACAAUUUUGGAACCCCUUUAUGAUGCAUUUGGUGACUUAAAUCUUAAAUUCCAGAAACCAUUGAAAGUGAAUGAUUCGUUCGAAAUGGAUGAAAUAAAUGAUAGUGAUGAAAUAUUGGAAAUGAUGCCUAAUGUUGACCAUAUGUUAAAUGAUAAUGAUGAGUAUAUUUCCCUUGAUGAUCAAACAACAACCCACAAAGAGUUAAGUAUUGGAGAUAAAAUCAUGCAAGCUAACAAGGUUUGUAAAUUUUGUGAAAAUCAGUUCUAUUCCAGUAUGCACCUACUUCAUCAUUUCUUGAAGCAUCCAUUAUGUUUGAUACAAGCUAUUGCAGAAACAGAUUAUUUACAAAAUAUAAUCAGUCCACAGAUUGUGUAUGAUAUUACGGUUGAGCAAGCAGUUGAAAAAAUGACAACACAACAAGAACCAAUUGACUGUGCAUUAUGUAUCGAGUACCUGGUGGAAAAGCCUGCAAACUUUUAUACAGUAACAGCGUAUAAAUAUCAUUUAGCUAAAAUUCAUCAAAUGAUUUCACCAAAAGAUCAAGAAAUUUUCCUUGCAGGUGUUGAAAAUUCAUCUCAUAUCAAGGAUUUCAGAUGUUCAGAUUGUAAUUUGAAGUUUCAUCGGACUGACAGGUUAAGAAGUCAUAUUGAGUCUCAUCACAUUAGGUAUUCUCAUAAAUGUCCGGAUUGCUUGGAAAAUUAUUCAAGUCUGUCAUACAUGAUUAGGCAUGAACGUACACAUUGCAAAGCUGUUAAAAAUUUGAAAGAAAAAAUGAUUGAACGGAUCAUAAAACUAGGACUCUUGUGUUUGUCUGCAAUUGCUGAAGUAAAUGGCACUGAUAUAAAAUUGAAAAACUAUUUGGACAAAAAAGCUGGUGUAUAUGAGAAAGUGGAAAUUUUUUCGCACGAUGAAAAAAAAUUUGGUAGGAUUAUUGAUCAAAUUCCAAAGCCAUUUUAUCUCAAGAAAAAAAAUUUUGAACCAAAAGAAAAAAUUUACAAAUGGAUUAACCAGAACAUAAACAAAAGCAACAACAAAUCGGGUAAUCUUGAAACAUUAAUACAUGGCUCAGAUAUAUUGACAUUUCAGGAAUUGAAUAAUCCGGAUACAGACCCCAUUGGAUAUAUUCCCGGCUUUAAUGCUUACAAGGCGGCUUCAGAACUGCAGGUAAUCACGUUCAUAAGAAAAAAAACUUUUGAAGUUUCAGAACCUGGUAUCAUUAAUAACAAACUUAGUGAAAGAUUCAAAAGCCGCUUUUACGAUAUUACUAUUUCACGUGAAGGAUUUGAAAGAACAAUCUUAAAUAUAUACGGGCCUCAGAAUGAUAAAAAAGAAUUUUUAGAAGAAAUUAUAAGCAUAAUCCCAGACAUAUCAGAUCCAAAAUAUAUAAUAGUUGGGGAUCUUAAUUUGAGUAUCAGAGAAAAAGACACGCUUUUUUCGUCAUACAGCAGAGGUUUCAAAAAACUAUUUUAUCAAUUAGUGCAAAAGAUAAAGGGAGUAGAUGUACAUGCUCACUUGGAUCCUUCACAUACAUUGAUUACUCAUAUUGGGCACUCAUUCGCUCAUAGAUUGGACUAUGUAAUAGCAGAUAAGACGUUUUUGAAUCAAAUUCUUGAAUUCAAAGUCAGUUACCUUGGAAUUGGAGAUCAUCUUGGUAUUACUAUUCGUUUCAGUUGUUCGGAAAUUGAUGCAGAAUUUGAACAUUUAGAUUCGUGUGAUUCCGAAUUAUUAAUGUUAAGAUUGGUCUUGGGUGCUAAGAGAAAUAAGAUUAAUAGAGAUUUUUUAAAGGUAAAGUUUUAUGACUAUAAACUGACUUCGGAAUCAACGUUCAUGGAUACGUUAAUAAUGGGUUUUAAAGAUGGCUUUGAUCCAGAGUUGCCUUCUGUAAGUAUCGAAGAAGAAGAAGAAGAAGAAGAAGAAGAAGAAGAAGAAGAAGAAGAAGAACAACAAGAACAAGAGCAAGAACAAGAACAAGAGCAAGAAGAGCAAGAAGAGCAAGAAGAGCAAGAAGAGCAAGAAGAGCAAGAAGAAAAGAAUCAAUUGUUGGUAGGAUUAGAUGCCGAUGCUGUUGAUACUCACGAUAAAGGUGUUACGGUUAGACAAAAUAAAGCUAUUUUUACAUCAUCAAUGCCCAAGAGAAGAAGAAUUGCUCUAGCUCCAAUAGAAAAUGGAGUUUCCCAGAUGUCUCAUGGAGUUUCCAAAUCUAUACUAUGA